AUGAUGAAGUAUUUCUUGGGCCAGAGCGUGCUCCGGAGCUUCUGGGACCAAGUGUUCACUGCCUUCUGGCAGCGGUACCCAAAUCCCUAUGGCAAAGAUGUCUCGACGGAAGACAGUGCGACCUCUGACCAGAAGCUUCUGUCCCAACAACUCCUGACGAAGAUGAACGGGAUGCCCCGCUGGGCUGAGCGACUGUUUCCUGCCAAUGUUGCUCACUCAGAGUACAUCCUGGAGGUUUCUAUUGUAGCCCCACAAAACCAGACCAGGACCACCUUCACCUGGAACAUCAACCACGCCCGUCUGAUGGUGGUGGAGGAACGAUGUGUUUACCAUGCAAACUCUGAUAACAGCGGCUGGACCGAAAUCCGCCAGGAAGCCUGGGUCUCCUCUAGCUUAUCUGGCGUCUCCAGAGCUGUCCAGGAAUUUGAUCUCGUGCAGUUCAAAAGCAACAUGACCAAGACUAUGAAGGGUUUUGAAUACACCUUGGCCAAGCUGCAAGCCAAGGAAGCCAAGGAGAAGGCCACGGAGACGGCACUGGCAGCUACAGAGAAGGCCAAGGACCCUGCCGGCAACGCAGCGAACAAGCAGCAGCAGCAGUUCGUGCGGCCAGCCCAGGCCCCAGACAGCAGCCUGGCAGACUACCGGCUCCAGUCCCUGUGGCCCUCCUCCUGUGCUUUAUUAUUAAAAGCCAGCUUCCAGUCCUGUCGCCUGUCUGGGUGGUGGCUGAGGACAGAGGCGCAGUGA
This is a messenger RNA of Dama dama (fallow deer), 744 nucleotides long. Its product is annotated as PRELI domain-containing protein 1, mitochondrial-like. Gene Ontology annotation, biological process: phospholipid transport. The transcript is spliced from 3 exons. Gene Ontology annotation, molecular function: phosphatidic acid transfer activity. Bases 1 to 744 code for a protein of 247 amino acids. Gene Ontology annotation, cellular component: mitochondrial intermembrane space. The record is from RefSeq and is a predicted model, not a curated record. Lineage: Eukaryota; Metazoa; Chordata; Mammalia; Artiodactyla; Cervidae.